This is a messenger RNA of Paramecium tetraurelia, 1647 nucleotides long. RefSeq lists its product as uncharacterized. The record is from RefSeq and is a predicted model, not a curated record. The transcript has 2 exons. Lineage: Eukaryota; Ciliophora; Oligohymenophorea; Peniculida; Parameciidae.
AUGAGUUAAAAAGACGCAAUAGAACAAUAAAAAGAAGAUUUAAACGUCGAAAAGGAAAAUGAGAAUGAUGAUAAAACAGAUAUUUAACAAAACUAGUCUUUUCAGAAUGAGACAAAUUAAGAUAAUUCAAGAAUCUAGGCCCCUUCUAUUGAAUUGAGGAACUCACAAUAAGAAGAAAAUUAAGAGUAAGCUUAUCUACCAAAAGAGGUAUCUAAUGUGGCAACACCAACAAGGACUUCAUAAAUUGAUACAUCUCCUGUUGGAAAAAUAGAUAGACAAUCAUUGGAUGGUACAGAAUAGAAGUAGGAUGAACAAAUUGAGUAAAACAAAGAAUUAAUUAAUGAAUAAGAAAUUGUUGGGACUUAAAUUAAUCAACAUGAACAUCAUGAAGACACAGAUUAAAAAUAAUCAGAGAAGGAUCAAAAUGAGUAAAAUCAUUAGAAUGAGCAGGAGGAACUUCAAAAAUCUUUUCAUUCAUUCCAAAAGUCAUAAAAAUCAGGCAAAUCUACAACAUUAGAAAAAAUAACUAUUUUAUAGUCUGCUCUUCAAAUGAAAGAUGAGUUAAUUUUAACUAUGUAAGAUGAGAUUCAAGUUUUGAAACAAUCUUAAUUAGAUAAGUAAUAGCAUAUUGAAACUAUGGAAAAAAUAUAUGAAGAAAAAUUAGAAAAACUUUUUAAAAAGGUUGGACAAUUAGAGAAACUUUUGAAAGAGAAAGAAAAUGAUAUUGAGUAAUUCCGAAAUGGAAAUCAGACUUUACAUCUUCAAGAUCUAUCAGUUAUUUCUUAACAAAAAAAUGAGAAUUUGAAAUCUAAUGCAAAUGAUAAGAAAGAUGUUACGAUUUUUGAAGUUCUAAAUGAAAAGUAAACAACAGCUGAUUUAUCAGAACUAGGAAACAACUUUUGGUUGAUCUCAGCAGAGAGAAAAAUAUAGAAAAGUAAUCCUUUGUAUAAAGAUUAUUUUCCGAAAGACCCAGAACCUGAUUAAACUAAAAAUAAAAUUAUUAUUAAUCAUCCCACUAAGAAAUAUGACAAAUCUUAUUGGUUUAAAUAUGUUGAUGUUUAGAAACCUUCUAGAUAAAAUCACAAUAUUUAAUUACCUAAAUUACCAGAAGCCAAUCAUUAACAAUAGCAUAAUGACCCUACAAUAUUAUCUAAAUAGUUUUAAUAAUAAUAAGAAAUUCAAUAAAAAAUUAUUUAGUCUAUUCAGGAAUAAUCUUAUGGUUACUCUUAAAUUUAAUAAAAUAAAGUAAAUCCAGUUUAAUAAUCAAUUCCUUUUAGUCAAAAAUUAUUAGCGAAUAAUUAAAGGAGUAGUAGUCAAUAAUAAAAAUAGUUUAAAAACAAAUUGUAUGCAUCAUAACCGAAUAUUGCAAAGGAAAAGCAAGUAUCAUUUGAUCAAGAAGAAUUUUUGGCUGAUUAAGAAAUAGAGAAAAUGUUUGCUCAGUAAUCUCCACCGAAAAAAUAAAAGAUUGAUUGGGAUUCAUAACCUUAGAAUAAUUAUAUGAUAGUUUAACAUACUAAUUCCUCGUAAGUUAUAGAAUAAAAAGAAAAGUUCCCCAUUUUAUCCCAAAAACUCUCGUAUGUUAAUCAAUAUUCUCAUAAAAAAGAAAUGUAUGAAUCUUAGAUUUAUAAAUAGCUCAAGAUUAAUUGA